AUGAACAAGAAACUGGACAAGCUUGAAUCAAUCGAAGCGCUUUUAAAACACGUGAAUCAUGAUAUGGCUGAACUUAAACACUCGCUAUCUUGUAUGCACGAUACAUCUGAAGAAUUGAAGUUGAAACAGAUCUCCUAUGAUGGUAUGUUGUUGAAAAAUGAAGAAAAAAUAGGUAGUCUCGAGAAGUUGGCGUCAACCCUUAAAGAAGAGCUAAUUGACCUCAGGGCACGAAGCAUAAGGAGUAACCUUAUGUUUUACAAUCUACCUGAGAAUGAUGAAGAAGAUCCUGAAAAAGCGGUGUCAGAGGUAUUGGAGAAGAUCAAUCCCGAAUUCAAGAGGAUGGAAGUCGAAAGGGUGCACAGAAUUGGGAAAAAAAGGUUGGGUUCGGUGCGACCUAUUGUUACGAAAUUCCUCCGCUUUAAAAAAAAUGAACUUAUCCGGAAAACAACAAAAAGCUAA
This is a messenger RNA of Paramuricea clavata, 459 nucleotides long. The record is from the annotation of a GenBank genome assembly. Lineage: Eukaryota; Metazoa; Cnidaria; Anthozoa; Malacalcyonacea; Plexauridae.